Marchantia polymorpha subsp. ruderalis is the source of this 4372-nucleotide messenger RNA. NCBI's taxonomy places the organism in Eukaryota, Viridiplantae, Streptophyta, Marchantiopsida, Marchantiales, Marchantiaceae. The record is from the annotation of a GenBank genome assembly.
ACUGGAUCAGUGCACUGAAGUAAACGUGCAGUAAGUCCAGUUCGGCAUAAGCUCAAGGACUCACGGAGCAGCAGCAAUCUCAUUUCCAUGGUGAGAAAGAUGGAGCGUUUGUCGUUUCGAAGCUAAGAUUGUGGAGCACGCCUUCAGUGGUAUGAGUUCUCCGGGUCGUUGAACGACGGAAACGAUUACGGGAGUCAUGGUACUUGAACUGGCGAGGAGUGUAGAAGGAGGAGCUGGUCGAGGCGGAGGAGGAGGAGGAGGGGAGACGUGCUCGAUAUGUCUGGAGCCGAUUUCUGGAGAAGGUUUUCUGGAUCAAUGUUUUCACAAAUUUUGCUACCAUUGUAUUCUGCAAUGGUCCGAAAUGGUGAUUUCCCGGCCAUCCAGCUCUAGUAAUCGUUUGCAAUAUCUCGAGUGCCCUCUCUGCAAGACUCAGUACACAUCCAUAAUUCAUGACGUGUCCGGGGUCAAAUUUCAGCGGCACUACAUUCUCACCUCCCGCGUACCAGGGCCUCUCAAGUCAGAGGCGCAUAUACGACGACAGGCAGUAUAUGCAAGUAACUCAGCUUCUCUGCAGCCAUCAAGUUUGACUGGCCUCGUACCUAAGCCUAAUCGAUGGCUUUCCUGCUGGGUGCAACGUGAACUUCAGGCUCUCAUGCAGGAAGAGGACGUGGAUACUGUUAUGCACCAUGUCGUUGGUAUUGUAGAAUCGUUUAGUUCAAGGCCAAAAGGGAAGCUCUCGUCCUCAGGAAGGGGAGGAAGGGGAGGAACGGAAGGCAAAGACUUCACUUGGCAUGCUACAAUCUCUGCAGCUGUAAGACCUUUCAUUUUCGAAUCCGCAGAACGAUUUGCGGUUGAACUUGAAUCCUUCCUAGUGUCUGGCUUGGACAUCGCAGCCUUUGAUCAGAGGAGUAAGUUGGCAGCUUGUGUACGGGAUCGUGUGACACUUUCUGAUGAAGAAUUCACCCUCCCUUCACUAAAGAAAGACGGUCAGAACGCCUAUGACCUCUAUGAUGAAGACGUUGAUGAGGAGUUCGGUCAUUUGAUGGUGAGAAAGACGAGCAGUGAACUUGAAAGGUUUUCAAGUGAAGAAAGGUCAGACACGAUGAAGAAGGUCAGACAGGAUGAUGACACGGGAAACCAGGAGCGAAAUACCUCUCAAAGGGAAUCUGCUUUUGAUAGACCUGUGAAAAAAGAUACCGGCAAACAUGCUGUAAAGGAUAGUACUCUGGAUAGGGGAAGGAGCAAACACAGGAGCGAGUCGCGCAAGAAAAGGAAGAGUAGAUCUAGUUCGAGUAGAAGCAGCACUCCCCCAAGGCAUAAACGUAGGAAAAGAGACAAGAGUGUUAAAAGUCGUAGCCGGAAGAAGAGGAAACAUUCGAAGAAAAAGGACAAGAAAUCAUCGCAAGAGCACAAGCGGAAGUCCCGCAAGAGUCGUUCUCGGAAGAACGUGAGCUCGAGCUCUGACAAUAGCAGUUAUUCAGAAAGUUCUAGAAGCGGCAGGAGUUUGAGUCCAGUUGAAAGAGGAGCCAGAAGGAAAGCGAGUAAGAGAGAUCAAACCUUUGCUGACAAUCCCAUCAAUGAGAAGACAGACAUCAGGAAGACGCACACUCCUGAUGAUGAGCGACGUACACGAGAUAGAAGGAAAAGUCCUCGUCGCUAUCGAUCAAGGUCUUUUGAACCUCGAGAAAAGGUCGAGAGGAAGCGACUUGACGGGUCUUCGUUGGAAGACUUUGGUAAGCCUCGACGCGCAAGACCGGGUCAUAGAGGAUCCCAAGAGUUUGAAAGGAAGGAUAGGUACUCGACUGAUGCAGAGGGACGAUCAUUGUCUCGCACUCCAGACACCAGGUAUAGGGCGAGGCCUUUAUCGAUUGAUGCAGAGAGGAGAUCAUUGUCUCGCUCCCCAGACGCAAGGUUUAGGACCAGGCCUUUAUCUACCUCCAUCAGUCCUAGGGUAAGCGCAGGCAGAAAGUCGUGGUAUGGACCUGGUUCUUCAUCCCCACACUCUCCGUCACCGAUGGACGACGAUCAAACCGUGAGGUGGGUACCAUCUCUAGAUAUUCCAGCUCAAAGAGCAGAUGUCGUUGAAGAAGAUGCAAAAACGUUGGAAACAAAGUUACGAGAACAGGCUUUGGCAAACCUGAUGAGGCAUCUGAAUCAAAAGAAAAACACGACAAUAUCAACUUCGGUCGGAGAACCCGUGGAGAUUACUGCUGUAGAUAAACAAACCCAAGAAUACGAGGCUCCUCCUGCAAUGAAGGAGCUGAAAUCGUCUUCUUACAUUUUGAAAUCUGAAGUAAGGAGCUGUAAAGAUGCGGAUGAACGAGACGAAGACGGGGUUCUUGAGACUAAUUCACAAAAUGUCGACAAGGAUGUGACCCACGUCGAAGAAAUUGGUGAUGAUGCACAUUCAGACACGGAACUCGUAACGCCAAGCAUAGAUAACACGAAGGGAAAGGGUGGUGUUGUGGAGCUGAGUAGCUCAUUGGAGGCGGCUGAGGUGGCCAUACCAGAAGAUCUUCAAGCGUCUGGAGUUUCUUACGGUAAAGCAACGUCUUUAGAAGGCAGGGAUAUUGUGGUGGAGCUUGUGGUCGAUAAGGAACCUUUUGAGUUUGAUCUUCCUAUCCGUGAUAGCACAGCACCCAUGUUAAUUGCUGACCAGAUAGGGCUGAAGAAACACAACACGUGUGAGGUCAUGACAGAGGGAAAGAAGGGACUCGCGAAAGGGACACAGGAAGAUGGUGAUAGCUGUGUCCAGGAAGCAUGUGAUCCACAAUUAGAGAUACAAUUAACGAAGUCACCCUUUGAAUCGAGACAGACGGGUAAUCUCUCAUCUUGUUUCAAAGACAUAAGCUCUGUAGGAUCAAAAAAGUCUCCUGGACUUACGGAAGAGCCUUCUCCGAUGGAGACUAGCAAAUGUGGUGUCAAUGAAAAAGUGGUCAUUGUUAAUCAUGAAAUCGCAGCCAUUACAGUAGAGGACGGGGAACACACUGAUUCUGCCAUAGUUGACGAGGAGUCUGCAAAGAAUGAGUCCACCAGCGAGAAGACACAGUCUUGUUUGAACGACGAAUCGAAACCUGGAGCAAGUUCUACAGUCCGCGAAGACGGCGACGAAGCAGGGGAAUCUGGAAGAUUUCAACAGAAGUCCAUGUCAGUAUCUCGCGGUGGAGAGUCAGUUCAAGUAAGUUACAAGGUGUACAUUCCUCAACGAGCUGCAGCAGCACGAAGAAGACUUCAGCGAUAGUGUCCAACUUCGACUUGCACGAGUAUUACCGAUUUGCGAAUGUUGCCAGUGAUGCAACUUUGAAGUAUCGAAAGCAAAGACAAUCUCCUGAUAUAAAUGCAGUUCGUUGUGCAUGAAGGUAAGAUAUCCUCACUGCACGCUAUUUUCGAUGAUAUGCUGUCUCUACUUAUGACUGCAGUGGUCCCAUUUCAAAGCAGCAGUAUGUUGAUUCAAAGCAGCAGCAGUAGUCGGAGGAAACAUAGGCUUCCAUUGAAAGGAGAAGUUUUUGGGUUUCAGCCCAGGUUGGGAGGACGAAAUCGUUCCUACGUGUAUGAAAUCAGUUCCACACAUUAUUUUGGAUUAGCUCAAGUGAAGAUGGUCCACCAAAGAGGGCCUUUCUACACAUGUCAUUUGCUUCAUGCCAUUCAUUGACGGACACAGACAAUAUUUCUAUCUGAAGACUGGAGUAGAAAGGCGCUAUGCGGUUCAGCAAGCCCGGUGCCAGACUGCGAUCUUGUAGAGUUGCGUAUUGUGUUGCACCCCGUUUCCUUCGUCGUUAUUUGUUCCAUAGAGAAAGCAGCACCCCUUUUGAAGCCCAAUUCUUUUUAGGAUAAAAGAAUAGUUGCGGGUGCGGUAGGAACGGGGGUGCCCAACGAAGGAGGUAGAACAGUAGAUAGAGAGCAUAUAUUUAGUGAACGUCGUUUCAGACCAGCAUUUUUGCUCAUAUUACGGUGGUUAUGGUGGACUCCCACGCACCGAUACAUCUAGCGAAGUUAAUGCAAAUACCACUUCUGCGAGAAGCAAGCACUACUAUUACUACUACCUGCAAUUUGUUAUGUCAUUUAAGAAGAUGUGGGAAAAACGCAGGGAUCUUGGCUGCUAAGAGAGGUAAGGUUGAGGUUGAUUUCCUAAUUCGAACCGUGAGUGUAAAUCUCUUCUUUCUUCGUAGCGUUGGGAUUGAAAUUUAAACGGUAUAUUAUGAAGGUGAAGCUAAACCAUAGUGUUGAAAGCUUGCGUGGAAAGGGUUGGAAGAAGUCAAGAGGACAAUCUUAAUUCCAGCUCUGUGACAUAUGAUACAACUUUUUAGUUAAGUGCAUUGCCGGAACUAGGCUUCUACUUCGGCAAUCAGGUUUAAGCAGCAAUUAUCAAUGG